UAUAGUUAUUAAAAAAUUAUUCUAUUAUUUUAAAUAAAUUAUUUUAACUUAACAACAAUAACAACAACUACUACAACAACAACGAAAAAAUGGUCGCAAAAAAACUAACCGUUUUGUUUACACCAUUGAACGGCUGGGGACACAUAAACGCGUGUCACGGGUUGGCCUCUGAGCUCAAAAGGCGCGACCAUCGAGUAGUGUUUGCCAUCGACGAGGCCUUCAAAGGCAAACUCGAGCCGUUUGGUUUUGAAGAGGAAAUACAUGGCGACACACAGCCAACAGUUACCGGUGCUGAUGGUGGUGGUAGUAGUGGUGGUACAGCCGAAAUUCAAGAAUACUGGCCUCGGUUUAUGGCCGAAAACUGUCACUAUCUGUUGGAAGAUCCGAUAGUUAUUGCUGAAAAGUUUUUUUUGAGUGCGGCCAGAAAAAUGUUUGCCGACAGUAAGGACAGGGAGGCCCAGUACGCGGAUAUUAUUGAACGUGUUAAACCCGAUGUCAUAGUAUCAGAUAACUAUGUAGACAUACCGGCCAUCACUAAUUCGGGUAUACCUUGGAUUUGGCUGUUUUCGGCUGCACCUCAUCUGGCAUUUUUGGACAGUAGGAUACCUCCAUCGUGGUCAGGUUUACCAACAAAUGGUGAUCGCAAACAAUGGCAACAAUUUACUGAUAAAUGGAUUGAAUUGUUUAAAGAUUUUCAACAAGAAAUCAGUGAUUACUGUCAAUCAAGAGGUGCACCAAAACUGGAAGACAUGCGCUUACAUCCGAUCAGUCCGUAUCUGAAUCUAUAUCUCUAUCCGAAGGAACUGGAUUACGAGGAACUGUAUCCGAUGGCAAACAAUUGGAAACGUGUGGAAAAUUUUAUGCGCAUUACGAACGAUACGUUUAGCCUACCGUCUCAGUUGGCCAGUCGUCCAGGAAAACUAGUAUUCCUAUCGAUGGGAUCGUUCGGUUGCGCUAAUCUAUCGCUAAUGACACGACUGACCACUAUUUUAGGUAAAUCUCGGCAUCGGUUUAUCGUUUCGAAAGGACCACUGUUCGAGUCGCACGACUUACCCGACAACCAAUGGGGCCAACGAUUUCUACCCCAGACGGCUAUCCUGCCGCUGGUCGAUCUGGUCAUCACUCACGGCGGCAACAAUACAGUUACCGAAACCUUUUAUUACGGCAAACCUAUGCUAGUGUUGCCACUGUUUGGCGAUCAGUUGGAUAAUGCCCAGAGAGUCGAGGAAACCGGUCACGGAUUACGACUAAAUCCGUUCAAAUGUACCGACGAUGAACUGUUGUCGGCAGUGGACAGACUGGUGGCCGACGAUAAGCUGACAGCCCGUAUGCAAGCUAUUGGUGACCGAAUCCGCAGUUCUCCGGACAUAUCGGAUGUAUCCAAUUUUGUCGAAGAUUUGUGUCAAACAAAAUAAUUAUUAUUUUAUUUA
This is a messenger RNA of Oppia nitens, 1430 nucleotides long. RefSeq lists its product as uncharacterized. Gene Ontology annotation, molecular function: UDP-glycosyltransferase activity. The record is from RefSeq and is a predicted model, not a curated record. Lineage: Eukaryota; Metazoa; Arthropoda; Arachnida; Sarcoptiformes; Oppiidae. Bases 90 to 1415 code for a protein of 441 amino acids. The transcript is spliced from 2 exons.